GGUGGCAUUAGUCAACAGAGUUAAUCGUUUUCAGAAAACAGACAAUUUUGCUGGAAUUAACUGCAAAUAAUUGUACAAAAAUGCCGUCACGUAGCAGAAGUCGGUCAAGAAGCCAACGCAGAGACCGAUAUCGAAGGAAACACGACAGCGGCAGGUCUCGGGAUCGUUCGGACAGGCGGGAAACAAACAAGCCGGUGUCACACAGCAGUUCAGGUUCUAGGACAAGAGAACAUCAAAAGAGAACGCAUACACAUGAAAGAAAUGGUUACACUGAGUCAUCGCCACCAAAGCGUGAACGCCGCAGUUCGAGAGAGCCGCGACGAGAGCCGCAACGAAAACAGCGCUCCCGUUCCCGCUCCUCGAGCACGGACUCUAGCAGCAGCGGGUCAGCGGAUAGUAGCAGCGACUCUAGUAGCUCCAGUUCCCGCAGCCGUAGUCGCAGUCCGGUCAAAAAGAGACCAAAAUCCGUUGAACGAUGGCCGAAUGAUCGUUUCAAAGACAACAACGACAGGCAAAAGAAUCCAUUCAAAGGACGUGCACCCGAAGGCAGCUUCAUCAACGAUCCGGCUGAACGGACAGGCCGACCACAUUUUAACAACCGAGGUGGAGGUCAAAUAAAAGGCGACUCAAAAGCCUUAAAUGCGAGACGAGCACAACGUGUCCACAUUGGCGAGGAAGGCGUUCCAGAGGUGUGGGGAACGAGUCCGACACGGGCUCAUGAUGAUGAUGUGGAGCUGGUUAAAGGUUCAUUUGUUGGACCCAAAAAGAAGAAGAAAAAGAAAAACAGCAAGAAAUCUGAUGCAAAGUCCAAAAAGAAAUCGAAAAAGUCGAAAAAGAAAAAGCAUAAAAAGGAUUCCAGCAGCUCCUCCGAAACAUCAUCUUCAUCAUCAAGCUCUAGCAGUGAAGACAGCUCCUCGAGUGAAGACAGUUCUGAAGAUGAGAAUGCAGAUGAAGUUUGGUUGGAAAAGACUGAGGAUGGCAUUAAGAAGUCAUCAAAGAAGAAAGCAAAGAGUUCGCACUCAAAAUCGAAUAAAAAACACAAAAAGAAGAAGAAGAAGCGCAAAUCAGAGUCAUCCAAGCACAAGAAAAGUUCAUAUGGUGGAAGCAAGUCCAAAUCCAAGUCUAAUGGCGGCAAUAAUGAUGAGGAUGUGGGUCCAUCGCUGCGCCCAGGCGGCAGUUUGAAUCAAAAGGACUUUGGUCGUGCUCUCCUGCCCGGCGAAGGAGCUGCCAUGGCUGCUUAUAUUGCCGAGGGCAAGCGGAUUCCCCGACGUGGUGAGAUCGGUCUGACAUCGGAUGAAAUAGCCAACUUUGAAUCGGUGGGCUACGUAAUGAGCGGAAGUCGCCAUCGUCGCAUGGAAGCGGUGCGCAUACGAAAGGAAAAUCAACUUUACUCUGCGGAUGAAAAACGCGCUCUCGCCAUGUUCAGCAAGGAGGAGCGACAAAAGCGAGAGAAUAAGAUAUUGACACAAUUCAAAGAUAUGAUACACUCAAAAUUGCAAGCUAAAGAUAAGAAGUAGAGAUGACUGAGUUGUAAAUAUUAAUAAACCAUAUUUUAUUAUGACAGCAUCUUUUAAAA
Messenger RNA from Drosophila innubila, 1576 nucleotides. Its product is annotated as NKAP family protein CG6066. Gene Ontology annotation, cellular component: nucleus. Lineage: Eukaryota; Metazoa; Arthropoda; Insecta; Diptera; Drosophilidae. Gene Ontology annotation, biological process: regulation of gene expression. The transcript has a single exon. The coding region runs from base 81 to 1517 and encodes 478 amino acids. The record is from RefSeq and is a predicted model, not a curated record. Gene Ontology annotation, molecular function: chromatin binding.